Corylus avellana is the source of this 675-nucleotide messenger RNA. RefSeq names its product LOB domain-containing protein 29-like. Gene Ontology annotation, biological process: hormone-mediated signaling pathway; positive regulation of DNA-templated transcription. The record is from RefSeq and is a predicted model, not a curated record. NCBI's taxonomy places the organism in Eukaryota, Viridiplantae, Streptophyta, Magnoliopsida, Fagales, Betulaceae. Gene Ontology annotation, cellular component: nucleus.
AUGACAGGUUCUGGUUCUCCUUGUGGAGCCUGCAAAUUCCUGAGAAGGAAAUGUGUUAGAGGUUGUGUUUUUGCUCCUUAUUUCUGCCAUGAACAGGGAGCAACCCAUUUUGCAGCCAUUCACAAGGUUUUUGGUGCAAGCAAUGUAUCAAAGCUGCUUGCUCACCUCCCAGUGAGUGAUCGUUGUGAAGCAGCAGUCACAAUUUCAUAUGAAGCUCAGGCUAGGCUUCAAGAUCCUAUUUAUGGAUGUGUUUCACAUAUUUUUGCUCUCCAACAGCAGGUUGUCAGUCUACAAGCUCAACUGGCAUAUCUUAAGCAAUUACAAGCAGCUGAUCAAAGCUUUGUCAAUGUCUCUGACAUUGCAAACCCUAAUGAAAAGUGCUAUGGAAAACCUUCUCACCAUCAUCAAGAUGUUCAAAGCUGGUUUCAGUCAGAAACUACAAACGUGGUGCCACAAUUCAAUCCAAACAUCAGUGAUAAUGCCUCAAUGACAAAUGUGUUCAUGGAAAACUCUUUCGGGAACUAUGGAAAUUCAAUCAACAUCCCUGAAGAAAAUGCCUCAUAUGCUAGCUAUGAAGAGGCUUCUCUUGACAUGCAUAUAAACAACAGGCAAUGGGGUCUCCAAGAUGCCGGUGACCUUGAGUCAAUGGCCUUCAGCUAUAUCCACCAUUCAUGA